AUGGAUUCCAGCCCCCAUAAGAUCUAUCAUGUACACGGUUAUGACUCCAGACAAGCCCUGGAGGAUUAUUUUUCAGACAAAACUGAUAUGGCCUUUGUAGAAGAUUCCUUGAUAUUUCCCAUUGAAAAUCUUACAAAAACCUUCACGGAGGGAAAUAUUAAAGGAGAUGUCCUGAUUGACAUCAGCUGUAGUUCUUUUGUUCAUCAUCUAUAUUCAGCCUGUGAGUUUUUCAAACACAUCAUAGUCCUGAAGGUCAGUGACAGAUGCAUCCUUGAGCUGAAGAGAUGGCUGGGCACACGGACAGGAGCAUUCGAUUGGGGACAUGCCACAAAACUUCAUGGAGAGAUAGAAGGAAAAAGUGACCAGCUACAGGAAAAAGAAGGAAAAGUGAGAUCAGCCAUUCAGCGUGUGGUUAAAUGUCACCCUGAGAAAGAAAAUAUGACGGAUCCAAUAGUCUUACCACCAGUAGAUUGUAUCAUCAGUUUUUGGCUCCUAGUGAAGAUCAGCAAAGACCAAGAUGACUACAGGAGAUAUCUUAGGAAGUUCUCAGGGUUACUGAAACCUGGAGGACACCUCAUACUAAUUGGACUUUUAGGUAUGACAUAUUACACAGUUGGGAAAGACAGGCUCCAUGCUUUCCCAUAUGAUGAGGAUUUUGCCAGGAAAGCUCUAGUUGGAGAAGGAUUUGUUAUAGAUAACUGUGUGAUUAAGAAGAGAACGGCUGUGAGUGACCUUAUUGAUUAUAAGGCCGUCAUGUUCAUUGCAGCUCACAAGGAGAAGUAG
Messenger RNA from Hyla sarda, 783 nucleotides. RefSeq names its product indolethylamine N-methyltransferase-like. Gene Ontology annotation, molecular function: N-methyltransferase activity. The coding region runs from base 1 to 783 and encodes 260 amino acids. The record is from RefSeq and is a predicted model, not a curated record. The transcript has 3 exons. Lineage: Eukaryota; Metazoa; Chordata; Amphibia; Anura; Hylidae. Gene Ontology annotation, cellular component: cytosol.